AUGCUCAUUCCUCGCGCGCCGCUCGCGAUAUCCCGCGUCAGUCUCGCGUCGCGCUCAACACUGCGUGCUACGCCCCGGCCCUCUCCGAUAACCGCUCAGGGCCGCAUCGCUUCCUACUCUUCGUUCGAAGGCCCCAAGGUCAAGAAGGUGGUGACCGAGGACACGACUCGCCGCAAUGGGAUGAUCGCUGCUGCCCUUAUCGCUGCUGCUGCUGGUCUGUGGUACUGGGAGACGAGCCGCAUGGGCGUCUACCCCUCCACUGCGCGCCGGGACGAGUUCACUGUGGUCGUGGGGCGGAAUGUCAACCGCCAGACUCUGACGUUCGAGCGCAAGACCAACACCGAGAUUGAGGAGAUGCUGCAUGAGAAUGAGGCCAGUGAGGUACCCGCUCGCCCUGGCAAUCCCGUUGCGCGGUGGGACACGAACUCUAUCGCUUCCAAUGAGCCGAGCGAGGACCGGAGGGCGGCGGACAUUGUCCCCCGAGGCAAGGAAGGGGAGACGGGACAGCGCGAUCUCGCCUUCUUCUCCGUCAUUGAUGGUCACGCCGGCUCUGCGACGUCCCAGCUUCUCUCCCGCACCCUGCACCCCGCGCUCUCACUAGGUCUCGCCGGCCUGCAGGCUGGCAUUGUGCCAGGCCGCUCGUGGUACGGCCAGAUCUACGACAUCCUUACCUGGGCCAAGACCUGGAGCCCGAUCAACAUUUCCAAGAGCCUCGAGGCUUCCUUUGUCAAGCUCGACGACCACAUCUCAGCUGCGCCGAUCCGCGCUCUUCCUGAUAUGCUCACCGACCAGUCCGACGAGGCUCGUGAGAAGUUUGCGGCACUCGCUGCGCCCGCGGCGGCUGGUGCAGUCGUUGGUACGGCACUUGUCGACGCUGAGAAUGACAGCGUCUAUGUCGCGGUGACGGGUGACUGCCGUGCCGUGGCCGGCUGGCAGGGACCUGACGGAUGGCGCUCCGACACGUUGAGCGAAGACCAGAUGGGCGACAACCCGAAGGAGGUGGCCAGGAUGCGCGCCGAGCACCCUCCAUAUGAGGGCGACACGGUGAUCCGCAACGGGCGUGUGCAGGGUGGUCUGCAGCCGACGCGCGCGUUCGGCGACGCAGUCUACAAGUGGACGACAGUGCAGGGCGAGGCAGUGAACGCGCUUAUCAAGGACGCGGGUGAGAAGCCUCGGAGUAUCCGCCCGUGGAACUUUACGCCGCCCUAUGUGACCGCACGGCCCGUGGUCGAGUACCGUCGGCUCAAGGGAGCAAACGGCGAGAAGCUGCGGUUUAUCGUGCUUGCGACUGAUGGCUUGUGGGACCGGAUCACGUCCGAGGAGGCGACGCUGCUCACUGCUGCGUACUUGGCUGAGAAGAAACGCGCGGACGUGAACAAGGCCAAGCUCGUGCAGGAGAUCCCUGUCAAGACGACCGAGCCGCGACCCUUCCCAGUCCAGGACCUGCCUGGAUCUGGGAAGCGCGACCAGGGCCAGUGGGUGUUCGAGGGCGACGCAAACGCGGCCACCCACCUCAUCCGCAACGCGCUGGGCGGUGGUGACCGAAAGCUCCGCGGCGAGCUCCUCUCCUUGAAUGGCAAGGUCGCGCGCUACUUCCGCGAUGACAUGACCGUAACCGUCAUCUUCUUCGAGGAUUAG
Messenger RNA from Cutaneotrichosporon cavernicola, 1638 nucleotides. RefSeq lists its product as uncharacterized. Gene Ontology annotation, cellular component: mitochondrion. The transcript has 5 exons. The record is from RefSeq and is a predicted model, not a curated record. Gene Ontology annotation, molecular function: [pyruvate dehydrogenase (acetyl-transferring)]-phosphatase activity. The coding region runs from base 1 to 1638 and encodes 545 amino acids. NCBI's taxonomy places the organism in Eukaryota, Fungi, Basidiomycota, Tremellomycetes, Trichosporonales, Trichosporonaceae. Gene Ontology annotation, biological process: protein dephosphorylation.